AUGGAAGAGCUCAAGCUCUACUUCUUUUGCUCCACUUUACUAUCUCUGUUAACAUUUUGCACCUCAGUAGACACCAUAACUACAGAUCACCCCAUCACAGAUGGCACUACCAUAGUUUCAGCAGGUGGAAUUUUUGAACUUGGAUUUUUCAGCCCAGGAAACUCCAAGAAUCGAUAUGUUGGCAUUUGGUACAGCAAGAUACCAACCAAGGAUGCAGUAUGGGUUGCUAACAGACAAACUCCACUAAACAACACUUCUGGCAAGCUAAUGAUCAAAGACAAUGGAAUCCUAGUACUCCUAGAUGGUAGCAACGAAGAAAUCUGGUCAUCAAAUUCAUCAAAAUCAUUGAAAAAUCCAGUGGCUAGGCUUUCAGAUACUGGAAAUCUUGUUGUGGCAGAGAUAAAUGAGCAUAAUUCAGAAAACUCUGCCUGGCAGAGUUUCGAUUAUCCAGGUAAUACUUUGCUACCGGGCAUGAAGGUAGGCAAGAACUUAGCCACCGGUCAUGCCUGGAGCCUGACCUCAUGGAAGAGCCCCGAUGAUCCUGCUCUAGGUGAAUACACAGAUAUGCUGGACGUAAAUGGAUUCCCUCAAUUUAUUGUGUUCAAAGGGGCAAACAAAUCUGUUAUUACUAGGUAUGGACCAUGGAACGGACAGAUCAUUACUGGUUCACCUUACAAUAAAAACAACUCCAUUUUUACGAUUGAAAUUUUUAUGGAUGAGACAGAGAUAUACUACAAAUACGAGCUUAAAGAUCAUUCAGUUCCUACCAGGUCUGUAUUAACUCCAUUUGGAGCGAAUCAGCGCUUAAUAUGGAUUGAACGAAGUCAAAGCUGGUCUGUUUUCUUGACAGGACAGACAGAUAACUGUGGUCAUUAUGCACUUUGUGGUGCUUUUGGUAAGUGCAAUAUCAACAACUCCCCUCCCUGUGACUGUCUUAAAGGAUUUAUCCCAAAAUACCCAAAAGAAUGGGAUGCAGCAGAUUGGUCAAACGGGUGUACCCGGAAGACUCAAUUGGAAUGUGGAGAUGGAGACAGAUUUUUGAAAUACACAGGCAUUAAAUUGCCAGACACUCGCCAAUCCUGGUUCAAUGGUAGCAUAAGCCUCGAGGAAUGUAAGAGAUUAUGCUUGAAAAGCUGCAAUUGUUCAGCCUACUCUAAUUUAGAUGUCAGAAAUGGUGGAAGUGGAUGUUUGCUCUGGUUUGGAGACCUCAAAGAUAUUAGGGAGUUCAAUGAAAUUGACCAAUAUCUGUACGUGAGGGUAGCUGCAUCAGAUUAUGAUAUCCAUCAAAGCAGGGAGAAGAAACAUGAGGUGAUGGAGAUAGUCAUACCAACAAUUUCAGGCAUACUUAUUCUAAGCUUUUUGGUUUGGUUAGCAUUACAUAGAAAGAAAAGAGGAGCUAAAAUUGAUAAAGACCUUGACUUGCCAUUGUUUUCUUUGGAAAGUGUUAUUUCUGCAACAAACAACUUCUCUUCUGCUAAUCUUAUUGGAGAGGGUGGAUUUGGACCGGUUUACAAGGGUAUGCUAUUAACUGGCACACAAGUAGCAGUUAAGAAACUUUCAGAAAAUUCAGACCAAGGUGCUCAAGAGUGGAAGAAUGAAGUGAUUACAAUUGCCAAACUUCAACAUAGAAACCUCGUAACACUUCUAGGUUGCUGUGUUGACGGAGGACAAAGGAUGCUAAUAUAUGAAUUUAUGCCAAACAAUAGCUUGGACUACUUCAUAUUUGAAGAGUGUAAAAAAAGAAUACUUACAUGGCAGAAGCGCUUUGAAAUUGCUGUGGGAAUAUCACGUGGACUGCUUUAUCUACACCAGGAUUCCAGAUUCAAAAUAAUACACAGAGAUCUGAAGGCAAGCAACAUAUUACUAGAUGCAGAAUUGAAUCCCAAGAUUUCUGACUUUGGACUUGCUAGAAUUGUAGGGGAAGAUGAUGCUAUAGCAAAAACAAAGCGAGUAGUCGGGACAUAUGGUUACAUGUCACCCGAGUACGCUGUUAAUGGCAACUUUUCGGUAAAAUCUGAUGUUUUUAGUCUUGGAGUGAUUUUACUAGAACUCAUUAGUGGAAGAAAGAACAGGACAUUUCGUCAUUUAGACCAUCACCAUAAUCUUUUAGGCCAUGCAUGGCUAUUGUGGGAUGGUGGUGAACCCCUAAAACUAAUGGAUAAUUUUCUGACAGAAACUCAUGUGAAAUCUCAAGUACUAAGAUGUAUUCAUGUAGCUCUUCUUUGUGUUUCAAAACUACCAGAAGACAGACCAACAAUAGCAUCAGUAGUUUUCAUGUUGGAGAACGAGGAAGUUGUUUUACCCAAUCCUAAAGAGCCUGGCUUCUUCAUAGAAAGAAAUUUGACUGAAGCAUCUUCUACAAAUGGGGGAAUAUGCAGCUUUGAAAUUGCAAACAUGACAUUUAGCACUCUUGAAGCUAGAUGA
Messenger RNA from Ipomoea triloba (trilobed morning glory), 2424 nucleotides. Its product is annotated as G-type lectin S-receptor-like serine/threonine-protein kinase At4g27290. Gene Ontology annotation, molecular function: ATP binding; protein serine/threonine kinase activity. NCBI's taxonomy places the organism in Eukaryota, Viridiplantae, Streptophyta, Magnoliopsida, Solanales, Convolvulaceae. Bases 1 to 2424 code for a protein of 807 amino acids. The transcript has 7 exons. The record is from RefSeq and is a predicted model, not a curated record. Gene Ontology annotation, biological process: protein phosphorylation; recognition of pollen.